AUGCUUAUAUACAAGGCACCUAUAGAGGGAAAAAUUGAAACUCUAAAUAGCAUUCCAGAUGUCGAUUAUUCACACACGACACAUAGAGGGAACAAUGUGAUCCAUCUAGCAGCGAAGUUAGGACACAAAACGUUUGUUCUUGAGGCGCGCUGCAGUGGAUAUCCUUUCCUGAAAAGUGAAAAGAACUUGAAAGGCGAUACACCUCUUCAUGUUACAGCAAGGGCCGGUCAAAUUGAUAUAGUAAAACAACUAGUCCCAACAGAAGAAAUUUGCUCAUCUAGCGUUCAUUCAAUUGGCAUGUCAAGUUUUUAUCAUUUGAGAGAUAGAGGAGGGGGAGAAGGGAUUAUUGAGUUGUUGAGAAUGAAAAAUAAUGUCCAAAGCACGGCAUUGCAUGAGGCUUUAAGGAAUGGCCACAAGGAAGUAGCUAUAUACCUCUGGAAAUUAGACCAGGGAAUGGCUAGCUUUGUUACUUCUACCGGCGAGAGCCUCCUUUAUUUAGCUGCUGAGUCAAGUUGUGGGGAAAUGGUUUCGGAAAUCAUGAAAUUCUUAAAUCAACAAUUAAAAGAACCCAACCUUCUGAAGAAUGCUAAGGCAUUGUUGCUGAGCAGAUGUGCUUCAGCUGCCUAUCUACGAGAUAAAGGUGGACGGACACCAUUACUCGAAGCUGCCAGUUCUGGAGAUGUUUCCGUCCUUAAAGAAAUACUUCGACAAUGUCCGAACACGAUUGAGCUAUGUGAUCUGGCAGGCAAGAAUGCACUUCAUCUUGCUAUGUUAAACAACACCUAGCUCAAUGUCAAGGCAUUCUUGAGCUUGCCUCAGAUAAUGGAGCUCGUGAAAGAACCUGACAAUGAAGGAAACACACCGUUGAAUCUAGCAACCAUGAAUCACAAGUACAAGUUGGUGAAAAAGCUAAUAUCAACCAAAGGUGUGGACUUAAGGGCCAAGAACCAGAAUGAAAAAAGUGCUCUAGGCAUCUGUGAGUCUGAGCGGAAAGUUUCUCAUGAAGAGUUGCAGAAAAUUCCCCUCAGUGAUGCACCCCCGAGUAGACAUCCCUAUAGCUCGAAGUUUUUUCCGAAAACAAAGAGUGGAUUCGAGCACCCUGACUUAGACUUAAAACAAAUGGCCGACACCUUGUCAGUGGUUGCUGUACUUCUAGCCACUUUAACUUUUGCUGCAGCAUUCACAUUACCAGGUGGAUACCACGCUGAUGGUGAAAUUCAUGAAAAACAUAAUAAAGAUGAACAUCAAGUGGUGUUUCUCUUGAUUCUGGCAAUGGCCGGUGACCCUGCCUUCUUGCACAAAGCAAUCACCUACAGCAAGAACCUGUUGAAAUAUCGCCCUUGGCGGAACGUUGGUUGCCUUCAUCACUGGAUUGGACACAGUUAUAUCACCAAAGAGCCAUCAUUAUUAUCAUUAUAG
This is a messenger RNA of Pistacia vera, 1419 nucleotides long. RefSeq names its product protein ACCELERATED CELL DEATH 6-like. The record is from RefSeq and is a predicted model, not a curated record. The transcript has 5 exons. NCBI's taxonomy places the organism in Eukaryota, Viridiplantae, Streptophyta, Magnoliopsida, Sapindales, Anacardiaceae. Gene Ontology annotation, cellular component: plasma membrane. Gene Ontology annotation, molecular function: protein phosphatase regulator activity; protein phosphatase 1 binding.